Molecule: messenger RNA, 2883 nt
Organism: Osmia bicornis bicornis
Lineage: Eukaryota; Metazoa; Arthropoda; Insecta; Hymenoptera; Megachilidae
Gene: Galphai
Product: guanine nucleotide-binding protein G(i) subunit alpha
Exons: 4
Coding region: 560-1630 (356 amino acids)
Biological process (GO): adenylate cyclase-modulating G protein-coupled receptor signaling pathway
Cellular component (GO): heterotrimeric G-protein complex
Molecular function (GO): G protein-coupled receptor binding; GTPase activity; G-protein beta/gamma-subunit complex binding
Source: RefSeq, a predicted model, not a curated record
AUCAUCAUCAAAUUUUCCAGCCGAUCUUCGGCUGCAUGUUUCGUACAUUAGAUGGCGCAAGGAAUCCAAACGAAUGCAGUUGACGUCGUAUUUCUAUUGGCCAAAAAGGACCCAGAAUCUUCGCAUGGAUUGGCCCCGUAAUCGUGAUCGAGAGAUCUCCACGAAUCACUGGAUGGGUCCUGCACACCUAGGAGGAGCGUAUACAGGUCGCAAGUGAAGUGGUCGUGCCGGUAUCAAGGGCUCGUGCAGUUUUGGUCCAUUGUCAUAGUUUUUGAUGAGAAGCAGUAGGCGAUCUUGUGAAAUAGAUCACGUGUAUGCACGUAUCGAACGAUAAUACGUAAAUCAGGGGAACAACGAAAGCCAGUGUGAGCGGGUGGUAUAUUAGAUCGGUGCGUGUAUGCGAGCGCAACCGCGUGCGGGCGGUUCCCACACGUCCGUGCAACAAGUGUCAUACACGACAGCGCGGCGAAUAAACUGACUGUUUCGAAGAGACUUCCAUACAGACGCUGUGCAUGGUGUUCGUUGUUUCAUCGGUGAAUAGAGAGGACUACCGGCGAGGAUGGGCUGUGCGGUAAGCACCACCGGUGAGAAAGAAGCCGCAGAGAGGUCUAAGAAGAUCGACAAGGAUCUCAGAGCCGAUGGCGAGCGGGCCGCCAGUGAGGUCAAGCUCCUCCUGCUCGGAGCGGGAGAAUCUGGAAAAUCUACUAUAGUAAAACAAAUGAAAAUUAUCCAUGAAACUGGCUAUAGCAAAGAAGAAUGUGAACAAUAUAAACCUGUAGUGUACAGUAACACGAUACAGAGUCUUAUGGCAAUAAUUAGAGCCAUGGGACAGCUUAGAAUUGAUUUUGCAGACCCUAAUAAAGCGGAUAUAGCACGCCAAUUCUUUACCCUAGCUUCAGCAGCAGAAGAGGGUGAGUUAACUGGGGAACUGGUGUUAUUAAUGAAACGAUUAUGGCAGGAUGCAGGAGUACAGCUUUGUUUCACACGUAGUAGAGAAUACCAGCUGAAUGACUCAGCAGCAUACUACCUUAAUGCUUUAGAUCGCAUAGCACAACCUAAUUACAUUCCUACCCAGCAAGAUGUUCUCAGAACACGUGUAAAAACUACAGGAAUAGUAGAAACACAUUUUUCAUUUAAGGGCCUACACUUUAAAAUGUUUGAUGUUGGUGGUCAAAGAUCAGAGAGAAAAAAGUGGAUACACUGUUUUGAAGGUGUUACUGCCAUUAUAUUUUGUGUUGCGCUAAGCGGCUAUGACUUAGUUCUUGCAGAAGAUGAAGAAAUGAACAGAAUGAUAGAAUCAAUGAAACUAUUUGAUUCCAUCUGCAAUAGCAAAUGGUUCGUUGAAACGUCAAUUAUUUUAUUUCUAAACAAAAAAGAUCUUUUUGAAGAGAAGAUCACCAGGAGCCCCUUAACUAUUUGUUUCCCAGAGUAUAAAGGUGCCAACACGUACGAAGAAUGUGCUUCUUACAUUCAAAUGAAAUUCGAGAAUUUGAACAAAAGGAAAGAUCAGAAACAAAUUUAUACACAUUUUACAUGUGCCACAGACACAUCUAAUAUACAAUUUGUUUUUGAUGCUGUAACUGAUGUUAUCAUCAAAAACAACUUGAGCAAUUGUGGUUUAUUAAGUUAAACAUUCCAAUACUCUAUUGAAUUGAAGAAAAAAAAAAGAACAGUAGAUUGACGUCUAAGGUUAAUAAGCCUGUAUGUAAAUGCACAAAGGAUAUACAUGAGACUGAACAAACAUUUUUUAAAACAGAUAUAUUCUGUAUAUCAACGUGUAUUCCAUUUACUCAGUGUUUUCACUUUGGCAUUUUAUUGACCAUUACAAUCUUUUGGUUUAGUAUUAUGGAAUAAUUUGCUAGAAUUCGUAUUUUUUUUCUACUGAAAACUUCGUAACAUUUCGACUAAUUUUUAACUUAUUUUAUACUGUUUUAUACAGCAACUGAUAUUCAAAUGGAACAUUACAAAAUUACAAAACUUAAGAUUUAUAUAUCACGUUUUUGAUAAUAAAGGCAGAUACUAUUUACAAAUGAAAAAAAAAUCUGGUUUCUGCUAACUGUAGUAUAUUAAUCAAAAACUAAUUAGCUAAUAAUUUAGUGAUAUAUUUUUGUAUAUAAUUUAUUCACGGAAUGAACUAUGUUUAUGCUAAAUGGAAGUAUAUUUCCAUAAUUGUGCUCGAAGUCACUAAUUUUUUCCCUCGUAAAUGUUCGUAUUCCAAUGACAGACACAGCUCUCUGUGUUUACAACAGAUAUUUAUACAAAUUAGAUUUGAUACAAAUUUUUGCACAACAUUUUUACACGUAUUAUUAAAUAAUGUUUAAAGAGCUGUUAUUGCUCUACCUGCAAAACAAAUGACAAUAUUAGAAUUACUUACAAAUUGAGAAAUCAAUUUCAUUAUAAUACUAAAAUAAAUAAAUAAAAAGAAAUUUUAUAAGAUUAAAUAUUUUUUUAAAAUUCUGUGCUUCGUGUUGUGAAAUAUAAAGCAAUAUUUUAAUAAAUUAAAAUAAAGUACGUUUGGUUCACUUAGAGAAUACUGGGAAAACUUUUUUUUUACUAAAGCCAUUUCUAUUUACAUUCUUUUUAAAUUAAAUACACGAUUCAAUUACAAAAAUUCCUGAAUUCAUGUUUAGGUUUUAAAAUAUAAGACUUUGUAUGUAUUGAAACCGAAUUUUUUUGUUUCGUAAAAUUGUAUCUUUAGAAGAGAAACAUUUUUAGAAGUAAAAAGCGCUCACAUAUCAAGUACUUAUAUCGAAUUGUGAAAAAUAAUUAAAAAUGUUUUUUUCGUUGUGUAAACAUAGAAUCUCAUUUUACUUGUAUCUUGCAUUGAUGUUUUAUGUUAUAUGUAUAUGUACAAUAAUACAAUACAUGAAGCUACAAAAUAUA